AUGGACCUCGAUUUUGACCUUGACGCUGCUCUAUGGGCUGGUGAUUUGGAACCGUCUAGCAACUACCAAUCUCAUGAUUCCCGGAUGAGCGUCGAUUUCGGGGACAGUAUGCCCGCUGAUUUCCUGUUCGCCGAGGACGAGGGCGUUUUCCCGGUGGCCUCCUUUUAUAACCCGCCCUUAUCCCAAGCCAUCAACAUCCCGCAACCGCCUUCGGCCCCAUCACCCACGAGGACGGUGUUCCCGGCUUCCCGCUCCGAGGCUGGAUCAGACGAUGCCAAAUCUCUCGAGGAUGGAUCCCCCAAUGGCUUGGCACGGGAACGACUUCGCCGGCAGCUCUCGCUUUUGUCGAAAGGGUGGGCUGGAGACGAGAUUCGGUUCAAGAACUGCGACCCGUCCAAGGCUGUUGUGCUGCAUACGUUAGCCAUUGAACUUGGCCUAGGAUAUAACCAUGAUGUCAGGAGCCGCGAGGUUUCCAUGUCACGUCUCGAGUCAGCGCAGGUCGCCUCGAAGCCCCAGCAGCCUCCGCGUCGGCUUUCAUCGACACUGUCCCGGUCUUCCACCGAACUUGACUCCGCACUCUGCCUCCCUAAUCUACCCUCCGUGCCGGAAUUCCACGCCGUCGACAUCACUGCGCAUUUUAAUAUGAGCCAGGAGUCCAUAUCGCAAUCUUCUCAGACUGUCCGUACAGAGUCAGGAGACCAGCAGCUGGUACGCCGGCCGAGUCGCAGCGAGCGCAUCACCGAUUCCAUCAGCAAGCAUGUCUCCACGCUCAAGACAUCUAUCUCCAAAGGUGGGCGGCGUGGGCCGCUGACCGAGAACGGGCGUCGGGAUAUGAGGGCCUUGGAAGCGGCUGGAGGAGCGUGUUGGAGAUGCAAGGUGCUCCGGCGUAAAUGUGACCCCGGAAGCCCAUGCAGGUGCUGUUUGCAGAGCGUGCCGAUGCCUCACCUCGGCGAAGAUGCGCCUUUGUGGCCCCUGAUCGGCUGUCGACGUGGACCCCUGCGAGACUCGAUACCCCGACAACUGCUGUGUCCCGAGCCGAAGUCCGGGCUUCACCAUGACGUAUCGACGAUAUCUCGCCGGUGCCGUUCUGUGGGAAUUAUCGAACGGUGCCUUCUCUCCGCGGAAAGCCAGCGGCUGGCCGACAUGAAAGCGGUUCUCGAAGGGGCCGGUUCCAAGAUAUCGAUUUCAGACCCGACAUUCCAGGCCUCUUUCUCCUCCUUUAUCGAAGCCGGACGAUACCGUGACCGAGGUUCGCUACAACGGAGCUACAUGUGCGGGGACAGUCCCGUUACAUACACCGAGUUGAUCGCCACUGUUGCGUGGGAACUUGCGGAUAACCAGGGGGUGCUGGCGUCCCUUGAAAUCAAAUCAUGGACGAGCUUCAUGGGCAUGUUGGAGACUGCGUCCAUUUACGAGGCCGAGGUUGGCCAGACAUCGCUUGUUAUUCUGUCCAUAGUGUGUUUGAGACAUUGCCUGGAGGCGCUCCGACUACACGCCGCGAACCUUCUCUCGCCAGGUGGCCAUGACGAUUGCGGCGGCGGACAAUGCCACGUGGAAUGCAUCGACAACUUGCGGUUCCAGGUCGCGGCUUACGUCGACGAACUCUCGUCCGUCAUAUUUAACAAGGAGAACAUGCGCGACAGGAAGUGGUGGUUGUCGACAUUUUACAGCUUGUACAUCCAAAGCUACGUGCGACACGCCCUUGUGAUUAUCGAAAAGCAGCUUCGAUUUCAAUUAGUCGACGAUGUCCCGGCCGAGGAUCUGACCACCACCCAAUACCUCCACCUUCCCGCAGUGCUAUUCACGGCAGCGUCGGCGAAAUACGAUCCCCUUUUGGAUGGAAGACUCCAGUAUGCCUUGAUGGAAAACUCGGUUAUUCCGGAGACAUCGGUUCCUGAGUUGCAUCACGCUUCCGCUCGGCAGGCUUGCGAGGUGGACAAAUGGCCCGAGGCAGGAAUCCGGACCCCGUAUCAGUUUCUUCGGCGGCUGCUCCAGAUCGGUUCACUCGACUUCUUUGAUUCAGGGCUGGACACCUCGGGUGCGACAGGGCCGAGGUCUCCGUUGUCGUUGGCUUCGCCUUCGUCGGCUAGGGGCAAGGUGGAAUCGCCCAUUUCUCCUGGUUUAGGGGCAUUUGAGGACGGACUGGGAUUCCCGCGGCCGCCUUUUGAUCAGAGCAAGAGAGAUUCAUGGAACAGCCGUUACUCGAGACAACCGUCUACGAAAUUCUCGAACCAGAGCUCGGACAGCUUGGCGCGAACGAUGUCCACCGAUGUGACGAGCAUCUACGAAGCCUCCAUCCUAGCGGGCGUCUCCUUCUCGGGCAGUGUCGCCGACCUAAAGGGGGACAUGUGCCUCGAUCUGACGACCAUCAACCCCUCCGCGCUGUUUGCGACCCACCAUAACGGCUCAUCGCAGUCACUCGAACAGGCCAUGGCGGAAAGCGUGGCUCGGCACGACGGGCCGGCUGUUGGGACAGUUCCGGGCCUCAGUUCCGAACCGACUUUUGUUUGCAACUGUUGCCCGCGAGCCCCGCGGCAUUUCCAUACGAGCGAAGAGCUUACACACCACGAAGCCGAGAAGCCGCACCCGUGCACGCAGUGCAAGAAGCGUUUCAAAUCCCCCACCGAAGCCGAGCGUCACCUCAACGCAAUCCACCUGAAAGCCGAUUUCUGGUCAUGCAAGGUGCUCGAGAACCCGCUACUGGCAUACCACGUCCAAACGUACCACGGCGUGACCUUUGACGUCUGCGGCUUCUGUGGCGGAGAGUUCGCCCGAAAGGAGAACCCGAACCGGGAUAGUGGGGGAAACGUGGGCGAGAUGGUGGCGGACCGGGAGGCAUUGGUGGCGCAUGUUGAAUCGGUGCAUCGGAUCACGGACUGUGAUCGGAACAAAAAGUUUUACCGCGCGGAUAACUUUCGGCAGCAUUUGAAGAACACGCAUGUGGCGCUGCCGGGGAAGUGGUUGAAGUCGCUGGAGAAGGCGUGUCGGAGCACGGCGGUGACGCCGGGUGAUGGGGGGGCUAUGGGGAUGGGGAUGGGAACCGCGAUGGGAGCCGGGAUGGGGACAGGAAUGGGGGUGGGGUUGGGGUUGAUGGAUGGUUCAGGUGGGCGGGUGUGA
Dichotomopilus funicola is the source of this 3117-nucleotide messenger RNA. RefSeq lists its product as uncharacterized. NCBI's taxonomy places the organism in Eukaryota, Fungi, Ascomycota, Sordariomycetes, Sordariales, Chaetomiaceae. The coding region runs from base 1 to 3117 and encodes 1038 amino acids. The record is from RefSeq and is a predicted model, not a curated record. The transcript has 4 exons.